Molecule: messenger RNA, 2842 nt
Organism: Hymenoscyphus albidus
Lineage: Eukaryota; Fungi; Ascomycota; Leotiomycetes; Helotiales; Helotiaceae
Source: the annotation of a GenBank genome assembly
AUGGCCCCGCAGCGACUUAUACCCUCUUCAAAUGGAAUCUGGACAGAAGAAUCAUCGGAAGCCUUUUACAAAUCAUUCAAACCCUUACGCCGAAGAGUGGGAGAAAAUAACCAUCAUAUUCUUACACUCCCGGUAGAUUACCGACGGGAUCGGAGGACUACGAAUACAUUCAAAUAUACACUGAGCUAUGAGGAUGAAUUGCAGUUGGCAGAUCAUUUCGCUUUUCUGGCCGCUAUCACUGAAAAUAAUUCCAAAGGUGUAUCGGCAGCUGUGCAUGAAGAACAACGAGAACCACCUGGUAUAAUUAUCAGGCUUUCCGCCAAUGCAACCCCAGGGCCAACUGUUGUUGAAGGGCUAUCAGAUAUCCUGAGCAUCGUUCAGGCACUGGUAACCUUACCUCUACGCCUCUCACGAGUUCCUCUGAUGUGCUUGAAUUAUAGGAAAAAAUAGGGAGAUCUACACAGCAAUACUAUUUGACAAGAUUGUCAAAUUUAGCCAGCAGCGCAUUUACAGUCGCCUGAAAUGUUCGCAGUGGAAACCCGCUGGUGCUACUGUUAAUACGGAAAACAAACGAUUACAUCUGAGGAUUUAUGAACAGAUUUUGAAUCACAAGCUUCUCAUCUCGACUCGGAGAAAUAAAAAGGGCCUUGCGAAACUUCAGAAAGAGCUAAUUUCCCUUGCAUCUAGUCUCAGCGCUCUGGACGAUACUCCAGAAAAGGGUCAGUUUAACAGGCUGAAAGGGAUUCUGCGAGAGAUGUAUCAAGUUUCAAACCAUGGGGCCUCAAACUCUCUCGAAAAGCGUCUUGAUACUCUUGGAAUUUCGGGGGAAAUAUGUCAGGGUGCAGAGGUUCGACAAAUCGACAAGCUCAGUAAAUACUGGCUGAUAUGUCUUGAUCUGAUUCGAGUUAGCCGGCAGCCGACGACCCGGUUACUCUUCAAAAACUCCAAACUUGAGAAAGUGGAAGCUCCUAACUCGCGAAGACCGGCCGGAUCUGCAGUCGAUUGUCAAGUGCACUGCGAGGUUCAACUGGUGCUGUUCUACGAGUUCCAUGAAGUGGAUUUGACACCCAGAGCAAUCGGAUGUAGCAAAUCAGCUUGCUUCCUCUGUGAUCUCUUUUUAGGGCUCCAUGGAAAGUUCGGUGUCUCACACUCUCACAUGAGAUUCUAUCAAAAAUGGAUGAUUCCAGAGCCAGAGGAGUGUGAUUCGAGGUGGGGAAAUCCUAAGCAGGGAAAGUUCUUCAGGGGCAUUGUGAAAAGUAUGACCGAUGAACUCAAGAGGCUUGAGAAAAGAAAGGUUUACCCCAAUCCAUGGGCGGAGAGUAAAGCAAAUGUUUGGUAAGUGAGAGAGCAGUCCAGUCUCGCUUCAUCUGUUCUGAGUGUUAUCGUCGAGGAAGCGACUCCUUUGACACCCCCGAUCGGCCUCGAACGAAGAAGCAGUUCGUCCUCGUCAAGCACUAUUCGUGCGAGCAAUCAACAUGGAGAAGACACGAGAACAGAGAUGAACCCCCCUGCCGAAGCAAAAAGCCAAUCACGAAACUCUCUUAUUCAAAAGCCCAUCAAUGUUGCCAAUCAAAUUGAAGAGGUAAAGCCGGAAUUUGAUCAGCGGAAUACCUCGCCAAGAAUCUUAACACCACCCCAAACAUGUAAACCGUUGUCCCCUAGUAUCCCCUGUCAACAGCAUGAUGGCCCUUCAGAACCAGGACUUGAGGAAAUGAACCAAUCAUUAUCAGUAUCGAUGGGAACUGCUGCGGCGCAUGACUUAUCCAUUGGUAGCAACCUGGAUGAGAAAGAUGGUUGUUAUAUUGACCCUAGAGAGACAACUCGGCCCUUAAUAUCCGUAACACCAGCAGUCAAGUCGCCACUUCAUGAUAACGAGAUUGUCGAAAGGGACGAGGGGGAAGAACGCUCGGGAUCAUCAUCUGAAGAAAUGGUAUACUCAAUAAGCACCAUAUCAUCGGCUCAAGAUUCUCUCACACAACCGCCAAUUCUUGCCAACGAGCAUGUCGAAGAAGAAGCAAACGGCAAUCAAAACAGUGAAUCGGAAGAAAUGGACCCUCCAAGAGCUACCUUAACAAACCAAAUCCAGCCGAUACGAGAAUCUAGUCUAGUUACAAACCAGGACAAGAUUCCCUUCCCAGCGCUGAACAAAAUCCCUCCAUCUCAACUGUGGCAACAACUCAAUACUGCUAAGCAACAACAAAAGCAUAAAAAAGAGCGCCAUACAGCAUCCCAACCCUCAACCCCACCCAUCGAACCUUCUGAUCACCCGACUCAAAAUAGUAGCCGAAACAAAAUGAACGUUGAAAUUCCCAAAAGAUUGCAAAACCAAAAUUCAAGAUCCCCAUCCUUACUCCAUCCUUUUCCGAAAGCAGAAGAAAUAAAGCCCAAGGAGGAGGAACCGAAACGAAAACCCUCACACCAAAAAUCAACACACAACUCAAUCUCACCCCACCAAACCACCAACCAAAAGAUCCUACCUCGAAACCCACCACAAACCUCCUCUCAAAUUUUCACACACACCUCCCUCCCCCUCUCAUUCCCCAUCCUCCCCUCCACAAACACCUUCACCCUCCUCCUUACACCCCUUCACGAACCAAACAUCGAGUACCUCUUCGACCUCACAACGAUCUCAUACGGAACAAUCGAGAUUUCCGCCUCCAAAGUAAAGAAGACGCGGAGAUGUGUAUACGUGAACCAGAUGGGGACGGAAGAAGAAGUAUUCCUGCGUCCUGAUGGGGAUGAAAGGGUGUUGGAAUGGGGGAUUUCUUUUGGGAGGAGAGAUUGCAUGAGUUUGAAGGUUGUUAUCACAUGGAGUGAUGGCGGAGAGGGUGUGUUAGGGUGA